AUGGCUAAUCCAGACCCAGUCCCAGUUAGAGUGCUCAGCGAUCUAACUAUGAUAUGGGAGGAUGUGGAAGCGGCCAUAGACGGCCAGGCACCGUGUCGUACAAUAUCCCAGAAGUUCUUGGAUAAGCUUGGUGAGAGCCCUCGACUCAACCAGGGCAUUGAAGGCCAACUCCACUGUGGUCACCAUGAAGAUUUCGUGGGGAAAGUGGAAUUACGAAUCGAAGGGAUAGACGACAUCACGCUUGACGACAGAGCGGUGUUCUGUGUCGUCAGGGACAGCAGCCGGGAGCUAGUCUUGAACCUGUCAGACUACCAGCAGCCGCACAACAGACCAGCAAUCUUGCCCUUUGGGUUUUCGGUGUCAAAAGACGAUGCCCGUAGAAGGGAGGCCGAAUAUCAACGACAGAGGAGGGAAGAACAGGAGAAGAGCAAAGCGAAAGACGCAGCAUACAAGAAGAGACUGGAUGAACAAGCAGCGAAGGAGGAACAAGACAAAGUGGCUUUUUCUAGCUGA
Messenger RNA from Capronia coronata CBS 617.96, 513 nucleotides. RefSeq lists its product as uncharacterized. NCBI's taxonomy places the organism in Eukaryota, Fungi, Ascomycota, Eurotiomycetes, Chaetothyriales, Herpotrichiellaceae. The transcript has 2 exons. The record is from RefSeq and is a predicted model, not a curated record. The coding region runs from base 1 to 513 and encodes 170 amino acids.